Hippocampus comes (tiger tail seahorse) is the source of this 4037-nucleotide messenger RNA. It is a transcript of the gene fnbp1l, whose product is annotated as formin binding protein 1-like. The record is from RefSeq and is a predicted model, not a curated record. The coding region runs from base 367 to 2235 and encodes 622 amino acids. Gene Ontology annotation, molecular function: protein binding. Lineage: Eukaryota; Metazoa; Chordata; Actinopteri; Syngnathiformes; Syngnathidae. Gene Ontology annotation, biological process: signal transduction. The transcript has 16 exons.
UGAAGAACAGUAAAUACCAAUAUGACCAGUUAGUUUUUUUCUCAAGGCGUGUAAGAUGAAGGUUGUAAUACUGUUGAUAAAGCCAUGCGAAACGGCUUCGUUUCAGGAUGGUAAUUAACUCUUGUCACGGAUGAAGAGGAACGUCAUUUGUUUUCGAGGAGUGCCCCCAGGUUUGAGGUUUGCGCUGGGUGGAGAGCAGCAGCAGCGGGAGGAGGAGGAAGAGGAGGAGGAGUGUGUGCGCGUGCGCGUGCGCGUGCGAGCAGACAGUUUGUAGUCGGUCUCGCCUUUGGCAGCAGUUUGAGGAGAACCCGAGUGGGGGGAAAAAAAGCCGUCCGAUCCCGGCCAACUCGCAAGGGGCAAUCCGCCAUGAGUUGGGGAACGGAGCUCUGGGACCAGUUCGAAAAUCUGGACAAGCACACUCAAUGGGGGAUCGACUUCCUGGAGCGUUAUGCCAAGUUUGUCAAGGAGCGGUUGGAAAUUGAGCAAAAUUACGCCAAGCAGCUAAGGAACUUGGUCAAGAAAUACUGUCCAAAACGCUCAAAGGAUGAGGAACCGAGGUUUACAUCCUGCCUGUCAUUUUACGGCAUACUGAACGAGCUGAACGACUACGCGGGCCAGAGGGAGGUGGUGGCGGAGGAGAUGGGCCACAAGGUUUACGGAACCCUGAUGAAGUACAGCCAGGACCUCAAAGCGGAGAGGAAGCACCAUCUGCAGGAGGGCAGGAAGGCGCAGCAUUUUUUGGAUCAGUGCUGGAAACAGAUGGACAACAGCAAAAAGAAGUUUGAGCGAGAAUGUAAGGAAGCAGAGAAAUCCCAAAUAACCUUUGAGAGGUUAGACAAUGACAUCAAUGCCACCAAAUCAGAAGUUGAGAAGGCCAAAGCGCAGUAUUACCUGCGGACUCACAUGGCGGACGAAAGUAAAAACGAGUACGCCGCCCAGCUGCAGAACUUCAACGCCGAGCAGUGGAAACAUUUCAACAACUCCAUACCGCACAUCUUUAAGAAUCUGCAAGAUAUGGAUCAGCGGCGAACAGUGAAGCUCGGGGAGACGUACCGAAGCUUCGCCGAAGCAGAACGAAGAGUCAUUCCUAUUAUCUCCAAGUGUUUGGAAGGAAUGGUUUCGGCGGCCAAAGCCGUUGACGAUCGACGGGAUUCUGGCAUUGUUGUGGAGUCGUUUAAGUCUGGCUUUGACCCUCCGGGCGACUUCCCCUUUGAAGACUUCAGUCAGAACCUAAGUCGAACCGGCUCGGACGGGGCCAUCAGCAGCACGCCCAAAGGAGAGCGAGACGGAGCCCCGGGGCCACGGCCGGACCCCAAACACACCAUGAGCAAAGCCAAGAACAAACUCUGGCUCUUCGGGAAGAAGCCAAAGUCCCCGUCUUCCUCUCCUCCUCCUCCACCUCCUUCAUCCUCCUCCCGGCCACGGCCCAGCUCACAAUUUUUCCCUCCCAAUCGGUUCAGCUCCGAUCGAGUCAACCAGUAUCUGUCCGAGAUAAAGACGACAGUCCCCCGAAUCCCCCAGAACUUGAAGGGGCUGAGAAGAGGGGCUCCAUCGGUGGAGGACUACAGCCACUUGCCCCCCGAGCAGAGGAGGAAGCGGCUGCAGCAGAAAAUUGAUGAGCUCAACAACAAGCUCCAAAUCGAGAUGGAUCAGAGGGAUGCCCUGAACAAAAUGAAAGACGUGUAUGAGAAAACUCCACACAUGGGUGACCCCAACAGCCUGCAGCCCAAAAUAUCCGAGACCAUUUGCAACAUGGAAAAGCUCCGCUCCGAAAUCCACAAACAUGAGGCUUGGUUGUCAGAGGUGGAGGGAAAGCAGGGCUCCAGAGACCGGAGGCACAGUGCCGACAACCACCAUCCCGCUCCCCAAGGCAGAGAGAGUCCGGAAGGCAGUUACACCGAAGACGCCGGUCAGGAGCACCACACACCUCAUCACCACUCGGGCCCCCCGCAACCGGGACACCCCAGCACCGACCCGCACGACUUCGAUGACGAAUUUGACGACGACGACCCGCUACCCGUCAUCGGACACUGCAAAGCUUUGUACUCUUUUGACGGUCAGAAUGAGGGAACCCUGGUCAUAGCUGAAGACGAGGUUUUGUACAUCAUCGAAGAAGAUAAAGGCGACGGCUGGACGAGGGCGAGGAAACAGAGCGGCGAAGAGGGCUACGUCCCCACCACCUAUGUGGAGAUCACCAUGGAGAAGAACUGCAAAGGUGCCGUCACCUAUAUCUGAAGCGCAUUUUGUCCCCCUCAAGCCUUUUUCACCGUCGCGCACGCUCGCGUUCCAAAUGUGUCGACCCGGAGCGAAGGCGGCAAGUGUCCGUUCAUCUGCCUGCGUUCUUCUAUUUUGGCUUCCUUGCCACGUCUCAUCCAUCUCUUCCAUUCACUUUGUAAGCUCUCAUCCACCGCCGUUGUAGCCGCAGUGGUGAGUGACUUUCUCUUUGUUUUUGAGAGACUCGCAUCAUUUUAUGGACCUGGCUACAGUAUCUGCACGUGAGAAACUGCGUGCGUGCUUCUUAUCGUUCCAAGUGUUCAAGAUGUUCAAGUUGUCUUAAAUGAGAAGUGAUCGACGUUUUGUUUCCGCAAUUUGCUUUGUCCUGUUGACAUUUUCGAAAGGGGUAUUCCGUUGAGACGCCACCAUUUUUAGCCUCUCUGAAUCCGCCACCUGAUUUUGGCGAGAGUGUUUGCGCGCGCGGGCGGUUUUUGCUCCAUCUGCGCCAUCGCGGCCGAUUUCGUUCAAUUGCAGUUUUGCGAUCGCACGGACGUUUUCAUUUGUUGGAGGCGUGUGACACUAAUUCAUUGACAGAGUUGCUCGCUGAGCUGAUAAAUGUUAAUGUAGUGUGUCAUAAGUCACUUGGAUAUUUUUACUGUGCUCUACAUUUCAGGAAAAAAAAAAUCCUUUACACCUAAAAUCAAAUGAGUCCUUCCCUCUCCUUUUUGUCAUCCGUAAACUCUCACCCGUCCCUUCAUGUCCAUCGACAACAGAUGCUCUAAAACGGGGAUGUCCAAACUACGGGCUGGCGGCCAUUUGCGGCCCGCCAUCCAUUUUUCAGCGGACCUGCGACAUGACAAAAAUAAAUAAAUGAGCCCGCAAGGUUGGUUGAAAAAGUUGAAGAGUGAGAAGGGAGGUUGUCAGAAAAAUACGACUCCAGUCCAACCUCGUUACAACCCACCUACAGGGACAUAACGAGUCUGUACGUUAUAACGGUAGUUGGUUGUAAACAUUUCCAAUCAAUUUUACAGUGGCCCUUCCAUCCUUCCGUUUUUCUGUGGGCGGCCCUCCAACAAAAAAGUUUGGACACCCUUGCUCUCAAAUACGUCAGGGGUGCAAACAAACGAUCUUGCUUCCCGAUUAAAAACAAAAAGUGUCUGCAACGUUGUGUUUGUGUCUCGGCUCGUCCGGUUUUGUUUCGUUAACCGAGUCUCUCCUCUGUAUGACUGUGCAGGUUCCUGAGGGCUGCAGAGUGGCCAGGUGGUUUGAUUGGCUGGUGGAGGGCUCUCGCUGACGGCUGGCUGAUUUUUGGUGGUGGGGGUGAAAUGAGAGAGGGAAAGAGAAGGGCAAGUUUGCAUGUCGGCAUGCUCUCACAUCCAUAACGGCUGCGGCCUUCUUGGCUUUUAACCGAACAAAAGAUUUUAAUUGCAAGAUGGGAGUCACAGUAAAUUUCAUGUCUUCAAUGAUGCUCGCAACAGCACGCACAGGUGCUACUCCAUAACAAAGAUGUACUUUCACUGGCCACUAGGGGGCCCACGUCAGGUCCCCCUCUCAGCACUAAAACUUCAAACUGACAGCAAAGGGAACAUGCUCAAAGUUUCACGUUCAGCUUUUCUCUCAUUGGUUUCAAGCAAAAGUCGACAAGCCGUGUGGCUAAAUCACUCCUAAAUGUCAGUAUUAUUUUACAGACUGUGAGCCUAAAACACGCCAUCAGCUUGCACCCUUCGGCUGUCUUCGGUUGCCGUUUUAAACUCAUUCUCAUGACUUGGCUGUAGACAUUUUUUUUUCAUUAUUUAAACGGGGUUUGCUAGUGCAGCAUUACC